Apaloderma vittatum (bar-tailed trogon) is the source of this 804-nucleotide messenger RNA. RefSeq names its product thymidylate synthetase (gene TYMS). Gene Ontology annotation, biological process: dTMP biosynthetic process. The annotation marks the transcript as partial. Gene Ontology annotation, cellular component: cytosol; mitochondrion. Gene Ontology annotation, molecular function: thymidylate synthase activity. The transcript has 6 exons. The record is from RefSeq and is a predicted model, not a curated record. Lineage: Eukaryota; Metazoa; Chordata; Aves; Trogoniformes; Trogonidae.
GUCAGUUUCCACUGCUAACUACGAAGAAGGUGUUCUGGAAAGGAGUGCUAGAGGAGCUGCUCUGGUUCAUCAAGGGUUCGACAAAUGCCAAAGAGCUCUCUGCAAAAGGCGUGAAGAUUUGGGAUGCUAAUGGAUCACGUGAGUUUCUGGAUAAGCAGGGUUUCAGCACCAGAGAAGAAGGGGAUUUGGGACCAGUUUAUGGUUUCCAGUGGAGGCAUUUUGGAGCAGAAUACAAAGAUAUGCACACAGAUUACUCCAACCAAGGUGUUGAUCAGUUGCAAAAAGUGAUUGAAACGAUCAAAACCAAUCCAGAUGACAGAAGAAUCAUUAUGUGUGCUUGGAAUCCCAAAGAUAUUUCUCUGAUGGCCUUGCCUCCAUGCCAUGCCCUUUGCCAGUUCUAUGUUCUGAAUGGUGAACUGUCUUGCCAACUCUAUCAGAGGUCUGGAGAUAUGGGACUAGGAGUGCCUUUCAAUAUUGCCAGCUAUUCACUGCUCACAUACAUGAUUGCCCAUGUCACCGGGCUAAAGCCCGGAGAGUUCAUACACACAUUAGGAGAUGCUCACGUAUAUCUGAAUCAUGUGGAACCUCUAAAAGUUCAACUUCAGAGGGAGCCAAGACCUUUCCCCAAACUCAGAAUUCUUCGUAACGUUGAAGACAUUGGUGACUUUAAGGCAGAAGACUUUCAGAUUGAAGAUUAUAAUCCUCAUCCACCUAUUAAAAUGGAGAUGGCUGUUUAAUGCUAUAAAACAGCUUCUGUUAACGUGGAAAUGUACCUAAGCUACUUAGCCUGCUCUGCUUAAAGUU